Gryllus bimaculatus (two-spotted cricket) is the source of this 3099-nucleotide messenger RNA. Lineage: Eukaryota; Metazoa; Arthropoda; Insecta; Orthoptera; Gryllidae. The record is from the annotation of a GenBank genome assembly.
AUGCUGCGAUGGUUUCUAUCGCGUACAUGCUUCCAGACAAGUAGUAGUGGUGUAUCUGGUGUGCGAGGGAAUCCACGCUCGAUCAAGAUGGGUCUCGACAGAAAAUUUAUGAAUGUAAUCGUUUUAGGGUUCGGGUUCAUGUUUGUUUUUACGGCAUUCCAGACCAUGGGCAACAUAGAGGAAAUUUAUUUGUAUACAUUAAAUUCCAAGGAAAAACGCAUAUAGAUAGUGAAACUCGUUUGCUUGUCUUCAUUGUUUUGAUUGUGUUGGCUGGUGUGGGAAUUGUCUUCCUGUUGAUACUACGACCUGCUCAAAAUUAUGAUGGAGAGUUGGCAAAAAAUGAUACAAAUGGUCCUGUCAGAGCUCUUGUAAAGGCUUUUAAACUGCUAUUUACCAAACAGAUGUUACUUCUCAGCCUUACGUUUUUCUACACAGGUGUAGAGCUGUCGUUUUUCAGUGGAGUAUAUGGGCCCAGCAUUGGUUUUACCCAACAAAUGGGAGAGAGUGCCAAACAAUUGGUUGGUCUGUCUGGAAUCUUUGUAGGUGUUGGAGAAGUUUUAGGUGGUGCAAUGUUUGGAAUUUUGGGCCAGAGAACAACCCGAUGGGGGAGAGACCCCAUUGUAAUUGCUGGUUUUCUGAUUCAUAUACUUUCGUUUUUCCUUAUUUUUCUGAAUUUACCAAAUUCUGCACCUUUUCACGACACAAAGGAUGCUGCCUUCAUAACUAGCAAUCCAUAUUUAGCCAUGUUCUGCAGUUUUUUGUUGGGAUAUGGAGACAGCUGUUACAAUACCCAGAUAUAUUCUGUGCUAGGAAGUGUUUGGUCUGAAGAUAGUGCCCCAGCAUUCGCAUUGUUCAAAUUCACUCAGUCUUUGGCUGCAGCUGCAUGUUUCUUCUACAGCAGUCAUCUUGGACUAUACGCUCAGCUUGGCAUUUUGGUUGUGUUAUCAAUUAUUGGAACAAUUAGUUUCUGUUUUGUAGAAUGGAAAGCAAAAGAGGCAAAUGCAAUGAAAGUUAAAACCUUGGCUUAUAAUAGUGACGGUGAAGAUCCCUGUUAUGUUGAAGGUGGGGAAGCAGGAAAAACGAAAGGAAUCUAGUCAUUCUAUACAUUCCAUUCUUAAGCAUUCCAUUUUGAGAGACAGACUUUUUUCAAUGAGAUGUAAAAUGAAGACUGAGUAUAAAUGGCAUGAUUUUUCAAAUGUGAAAGAUAAAUGCCAAUAUUACAUACAAAAAUAAUUGCAUUUCAAUAUAAAUAACAAAGUUACCAGAUUUGAAAUGUGAUUAAUCAUUACUGUUUUAUGUCUUUAUUUUCUGAUUCUCGAUAGAAAAGAACCUGUGCAAUAUAUUAGAGUAUUCAAAUUUUGAACUUAUUAAAAUAUUUAAUAUAAUUUCUUUUGUUGUAUAAUAAUAUUUGGUUUCAGAUUUUUAUCUAUGUUGCAUUCAAGAUAACUCAGUUUUUCAAUUUUUGAAAAUUGUUUUUAAUCAGUGCAUAGUUAUUUGAAAACAUUUGUGAUAUUAUAUUCUAUAUUCAUAUUCCUGAAAAAUCCUUCAGACAAAUCUGUAACUUAUCAACACAUUAUAUAGUUCUAAUGAUGUUGCAAUAUAAUAAAUAUACAUAGUUUUAGUUAAAUUAUAAUUGAUUACAGUGCAGCUAUCAUAUAUAGGCAUUUCAAAAUUCUUACAAUGUGUUGUUAUAGACAGUUAUUUUGUGGCUCAAUGUACCAAAAUUUGAUUACAUUAAUGAAUUCCAAUGUGAACAGAGCUGUUUACAACAGUAGUUUAUAUAUUUCUUGUUACUUGGUUUCUCUUACUUAACUGUUAAAACAGUUGCGUAGGCAGUUCUAAGUAUUUCUAUUUUUCUUUUAAUAUAAUUUAAUAUUUUGCUGAACAAAUGUCUAUUUCAUAGAGUGCCAUUUCUUUCCAUGUGGUUGCCUUCAGACAUGAGAUUAAUUUUAAUUGUUACAAAUCAAAAUCUGUUGAUAAUUCUUGUUCUCGAUAAACAUUGUUAUGUUAACUCGAUAAACUUGUUAAAUUGUGUUUGUUAAUAUAAUUUCUCCUUCUCAUUUAUCUAUUUUUCAUGUACAUACUACUUUUAUUUCUUCAAUUUAAUCUAUAAUAAUGUUUUGAUUUGCAAUUCUUGCCACUCUCAUUUCUAGUUUUGCUUCUUUUAAUUAAAUUUGGUACUAAAUUUUAGAAAAUGGAAAUAAAAACACUGGAAUGGUAUUUAUUUUCUGUCUUCUGUGGUUAAUAGUUAGACUAGACAACCAAUUUUUAAAAGUUGAAUAAUUUUGAAUUUUGUAAAUUUGUACAAUGAAAAUAAAAUAACUUUUGUUCAAUACUAGUGGGUUGUAUUGGUAAAUAUUAUAAAGCUUCAUCAACUUUCUCAUGGUAUGCUGGAAACUUACAAUAAACAUUCAGAAUCAAUAUUCUUAAGAAUCUAUAUUUUCAGAGAAAUAUUCUUUGUAUAAUAAAUGUUAUGUUGUGCUUAAAAACUUGGAAACAAAAUUAUUUAGAUGGACUGAAAAUUUUAAAAUAAAUAUGUGCAACCACAUUCUGAGAAGGUGGUGGGAAUAAGUAAGUGAAAUGAUUUGAUUUGUACAUUGAAACAAAUUUUUUCCCAAUACGAAUUUUUAAGGGCAAUGCAUCAGAAAUACACAGAUCAUGUUCUUUCUCUUCUGUCUUUUAAUAAUAUUAUGGAGAUGAAGAUGGGAAUUGUAUUAUUUAGGCAAGUAGAAUUGUUUAUUAAUUUUUCUGUUUAGUGAACCCCCUCCACCUUUAUUUUGGACAGGGUUUGUUUUUAUUGUGAGUAAUGGCAAGGUUUGUUGUGAAAUAGAAAUUGCUUUUGUAAAGCAAUUGAAAUCUAAUUAUUAAAAGUUAUGUAAUAGUGCUGCUGUUCUUUUAAGAGAAGAAGAGUCUUGUAUGUAACACACAAUUUGGAAAAGCUUUAUUAAUACUAAUGUACAGUGAACAUUUAAACGAUUUUUAAAAUGGUUAUUUUGAAUUACUGUGCAAGUUAAGGUAAAUUUGCAGUCCAUUUGUGGAGUGUGGUAUUUUUUGUACGUAAGAGAAGAAAUAAAUUAAGAUAUUAUCUAUAAAAUAUUU